Molecule: messenger RNA, 477 nt
Organism: Helicoverpa zea (corn earworm)
Lineage: Eukaryota; Metazoa; Arthropoda; Insecta; Lepidoptera; Noctuidae
Exons: 2
Coding region: 1-477 (158 amino acids)
Source: RefSeq, a predicted model, not a curated record
AUGGCGGGAAAGAGAAUAGCUAGGAAAGCCUUAGACUUAGCGUUAGGUUCUCUAAAAAAAAUCAAGCCCGCAGUCAAAAGCCUUUGGGGCGGCACAAAAGAGAAAAUAAAAGAAACGUCUGCCAAACCCCUAGUAGAAAACCAGCCGGUAGAAAAACUAGAAAAAACUAUAGAUAAUGCAGUAACCUCUCUCUCUGAAAGACUGAAAACUGAAAGAGAUAAACAGUUACCUGAAGAGUAUGAGUACCUUAAAAAGGAGUUAGAUGAUGUUAAGAAGAGACUCGGGAAAAGACCUCCUUCUGCGGAGUUGGAUAUGACCGAGAAAAAUAUACCUUCUGCACAGUUGGAUAAGACUGGGGAAAAUAUAUCUUCUGCGCAGUUGGAUAAGACAGGGAAAAAUAAAUCUUCUGCGAAGUUGGAUAAGACCGAGAAAAAUAAACCUUCUGCACAGUUGGAUAAGACGGAUAAGGAGGGUUAA